AUGCCAUUUUCCUUGACUUCUAAGUUUGCAGCGGUACAUACUCUAACCCUGUUUUUCAAAAUCUGUGUUCCAGGUUCAGCGGUUCUGGCUCUCCUGUUAGCUGGCUAUUUAGCACAGCAGUAUUUACCAAUGCCUACACCAAAAGUAAUUGGGAUUGAUCUUGGCACGACUUAUUGCUCUGUUGGUGUCUUCCUUCCUGGAACAGGACAAGUGAAGGUUAUUGGAGACGAAAAUGGGCACAACAGCAUUCCAAGUAUAGUAUCUUUCACAGACAAAGAUGUUUAUGUAGGAUAUGAUGGCCUAGAACUGGCUGAUUCAAAUCCUCAGAACACUAUUUAUGAUGCAAAAAGAUUCAUUGGGAAAAUCUUCACUCCAGAAGAACUGAAAAGUGAAAGUAGCAGGUAUCCUUUUAAGAUUUUCAACAACAACGGAUCAGCUGAGUUUUCUGUGGCAACCAAUGAAACCUUUCAUGUCACUCCAGAGUAUAUCGGCUCUCAGCUGCUGCUGAAAUUGAAGAGAAUGGCAGAAGACUAUUUGGGUAUGCCUGUUUCAAAGGCAGUCAUCUCUGUGCCAGCAGAGUUUGACGAAAAGCAACGGAAUGCUACCAUUAAGGCAGCUAACCUUGCAGGGCUAGAAAUUUUGCGAGUAAUUAAUGAACCCACUGCUGCAGCUAUGGCUUAUGGACUCCACAGAGUUGAUGUGUUUAAUGUCCUGGUGGUGGAUUUGGGUGGAGGAACAUUAGAUGUUUCUCUGUUGAACAAGCAGGGAGGGAUGUUCCUCACACGAGCCAUGGCAGGUAACAACAAACUCGGAGGACAGGAUUUUAAUCAGAGGUUGCUGCAGCACUUGUAUGCUGAGCUCCAUCAAAGGUAUGGUUCUCUACCAUCAAGAAAAGAAGAAAUACAUCGACUCAGACAGGCUGUGGAAGCAGUUAAAUUAAAUUUGACUGUGCAUGAGGCCUCUGCGAUAAGGCUGUCAUUGACUAUCCCAGAAAAGACUACAGAAGAUCUUCCAGAAAGUGUGCUGAACAAAAAUACUGUGCUUAAAGACAAGUCUUCACAAGUAACAAAAGAUAAGAAAAAUCUGGUAGGACAUGGUUCACAAGUGCAGAACAACUUUGUCAAAGUUGUGUUUGAAACAGAAAUCUCUAGGAAGCUAUUUGAGAUGUUGAAUGAGGACCUUUUCGAAAAGAUUCUUGUGCCCAUUGAACAGGUGUUGAAGGAAGGCCAUCUACACAAAGCAGAAGUGGAUGAAAUUGUGUUAGUUGGGGGCUCCACACGGAUUCCUCAAAUACGCAAAGUUAUUCAAGAUUUCUUUGGAAAGGAACCUAACACAUCUGUAGAUCCUGAUCUAGCAGUUGUAAUGGGUGUAGCUAUCCAAGCAGGAAUCGUUGGUGGGUCCUGGCCUCUCCAAGUUAGUGCUAUAGAAAUUCCUAAUAGGCAUUUACGGAAAACUAAUUUUAACUGAAAAU
Struthio camelus australis is the source of this 1471-nucleotide messenger RNA. The record is from RefSeq and is a predicted model, not a curated record. Lineage: Eukaryota; Metazoa; Chordata; Aves; Struthioniformes; Struthionidae.